Racocetra persica is the source of this 265-nucleotide messenger RNA. The record is from the annotation of a GenBank genome assembly. NCBI's taxonomy places the organism in Eukaryota, Fungi, Glomeromycota, Glomeromycetes, Diversisporales, Gigasporaceae.
UAAACAGGGGCUUAUUCAAGAAAUUCCAAUACUAUUCAAGCCUUCAUUGGUGCCUUGUAUGGGAGGCACUUUACAAAUUGGAUGCCGUGAAACUCCGUUAUCCGAGAUCGGUAAUGCUUGUUUGGAAAGCUCCUGCAGUGUUUUACAUUAGUCAUCUUAUCAAAAAUCACGAUGUUUUACAAUUUGUGUCAGUGUUCCUCCAUUUUAGGAAGUUUGUAGGCCGCAAAGAUUAUGGUUUGAGACGAAUUUGUAACAUUGUGAAAAG